Messenger RNA from Nothobranchius furzeri (turquoise killifish), 5869 nucleotides. RefSeq names its product zinc finger protein 687b (gene znf687b). Lineage: Eukaryota; Metazoa; Chordata; Actinopteri; Cyprinodontiformes; Nothobranchiidae. The record is from RefSeq and is a predicted model, not a curated record.
AAAAAUACAUCAAACAGUGAAGGAAAUUACCCGUCCCAGCUAUCGUUUCCUGCGACAUCGUCGACCCCACGGUCAGCGGGUCGCGACGGCAGUGAAACCAAACAUCAGCGAGGCGCUCUUGUUGCUUUUAAUGACGAACGUUAGCUCGUUAGCCGAAUGACCCCUCGCUCUCUCUCUCCCCCCCAGUCCCUUCGUGUUGGCUGGAGCUCAACGGGCAGCAGACGGAAGGGAGCACUGUUAGCACAAAAUAACGAGACUCACCGAAACGAAACGCUCUGUUGGCCUCAUCUAGGCUCACAGGAUUGUUGCUGUUAAAACCAUCAUGCAUUGAAAGCAUAACUGAAGCAGUGUUUUCCAUUCAUAAGGCCGAGCCUGUCACUAAAUAAGGGUUUGGCUGCAGCCGCCGCCGCUAGCAGCCUAGCUAAGUAUAAGCUAGUCCAAAAUCCCAGAUCCUGCCUUUUGAUCUACUUUGUGUUUGAUAAAUGUGCAUGAAUGAUCAUUUCUGUAAGAGAUUAGGUUCAUAUUUACAUUCCCUGAUCUUUGCAUGUGGCCGUUUGCAGCCAGACGUGAGUCAAGUUCACUGUCAGGAUCACAGGUUGUGUGGAUUUGUGAUUUUAACAGGAGCGGAUCCCGGUAUGGGGGACAUGAAGACCCCAGAUUUUGAUGACCUGCUGGCAGCUUUUGAUAUUCCUGACAUAGAUGCAAAAGAGGCCAUCCAGUCUGCCCCCGAUGAGGCUGAGGGGCCCCACGGAGCUGCAGGUGUGCCUCUGGGAAAGCCAGAAAACGUUGUGGGUGUUGGGUCUUCGCUGAGACCGCCAAGCCCUUCAGAUCCUCAGGUGGACACCUCCAUCGUGAGUGUGAUUGUGAAGAACAAAGUCCGUCACGAGGCUGUGGAUGGAGGAGAGGGAGAGACAGACCAGCACCCUAUCGAUGUGAUCACAGGUGCAGAUGUAGGUCCCCGAAUCGGUGCGUGUGCUCCCGGGAUGGCAGAAUCUGAAGCUCUCAAUCACAACGGUUUUGGAGCAUCUGUGGUUUCCACGCCACUCCCCCUCAGCCAGGCUCAGUCUAACGGUGCACCGUGGUCCAUGAGCAGCCCUAAAGUGUCCGCAGAAGCAGCUGGUGCCAGUACAGCCAAGUCUCACAAGCAGAGUGCUAAUAUUUUCAACAGACUUAAACCACUUGUGGCCCAGGGUUCUGGAGAUCCAGUGGGUCGGGCCAGAAAGAUGCAACUUUUGCAGCAGCAGCACCAACAGCAGCAAGAUACAGGCCAAGAAAGAGCAGAUGGGGUCAAAGCAUCAUUACCUACGUCUUCCUCCCUAUCAGACGGGUCGCCUUCUUUGGCUGCUGCAGGACCUGCAGGAUUGUCCUUGCCAUUCUUUCCACCUACAAAGCCUCUGCUUUCAGCUUCACCGUCUGCUCCCUCGUCGCACCCGCUGCAUUUGUCUCAGCCUUUUAACGGAGCUCCCAAAAGUGGUGCAGCUGGAUUUCAGCACCAGCAGGUGGAGGAGGACGAUUCCGACCCUGAUCGGGUAAGUCCACUAUUGAUCCAGGAGAACCUGGACUCUCCGAGCCAACGCUACAAGUCUGAUUCGGUUUCUGUGCAGCCUUCCUCCUCUGCUGCAUCUCAACCCACACCUGGAGACACCCCUUCUGGGUCAUCUCUGAUCUCAUCAACCCCACAGUUUGGCACCACGGAGAAUGCACAGAUUGAGGAGAGACAUCCGGAGCACGUCAUAGAGGAAAGAGAUUCACCUGAGAGCCCUGAACCAGAGACCCCAAAUCCACCCGCUCACGCCACAGCUAAAAUGUGCUCCAGUCCUGCUGUCGCCUCCACUCCACCUCCUUCUGAACUACGGGAGCCUAAAGAGGAGGAGGAAGAGAUGGAAGUGGGGAACGGCAUCGACAGGACUGUUGACGGUAAAUCAGAUAAGGGAGAAAACAUGGACACUGGUGGGGAACACUUAGAGGUGGGUGAUGCGAAAUCUAAACCCAAAUCCAUGGAUGAAGGACAAACGGGCAGCACUGCGCCUGUUCCCCCCGGAGCUCCAUCCAGACCGCUUAAAGUGCGAAUAAAAACAAUUAAAACCUCCACUGGUGGAAUCACCAGAACUGUAACAAGAGUUGCCCCAAAAGGCGGCGCUGCAGGGAAAGGCCUGGACCCAAAAGCUCAAACUGGGGAUCAGAAGACGCAAGCAAACAAAACCCAAAAAUCAGAGGCUUCUGCUGGUCAUGUGGCCGCAUCCUCCCAGAAAGCAAGUGCUCUGAAUGCUCUGCCCGUUUCCACACUUGCAGCGAGCAGCGUCAUGCUCGCCGCUGCCACAAAAGUCCAAAACAAAAUGGCUUCUUCAGAGAAGACGAAGGUUUCUGCAGCUGCUGUCAGCAUCACCAAGUCCACUGCUCUGCCUGCAACGCCCGCGGUGGCAUCCUCUCCAAAGUUCUCAGUCGCUACCGGUGGGGUAAACGUUCGCGCAGCAACUAACAAAACGGCAAACGGAGGCAGUGGGAGCCUUCAGCCAAACAAACCCGCCUCCAUUGUCAACAGCACAGGAGCCGUCAUCUCCCGGAGUCAGUCGAGCCUGGUGGAGGCGUUCAACAAGAUCCUUAACAGCAAAAAUCUUUUGCCAAGCUACAAACCGGACCUCUCUGCUCCCCCGCCGCCCGAGUGGGGUCUCCCCCUCCCCGCUACCGGGUACCGCUGCCUGGAAUGUGGAGACGCCUUCGCCUUGGAGCGCAGCUUGGCACGACACUACGACCGCAGGUCGCUGCGCAUCGAGGUGACCUGCAACCACUGUGCCAAGAGGCUGGCCUUCUUCAACAAGUGCAGCUUGCUGCUGCACGCGAGGGAGCACAAGGAGCGCGGGCUGGUGAUGCAAUGCUCACACCUGGUCAUGAGGCCUGUCACGGUGGAGCAGAUGAUUGGGCAACAAGACAUCACGCCCAUCGGCGGUCUGCUCACCUCUUCAUCCUCUCCUCCAGUCUCCUCUCCAUCUACCACAUCAGGAGGUCCCGCCACCAACGCCAACUCCAGCCCCAUGAAGGACUCAUCGUGUCCCACGGCAGCCCAGCCUCGACCUGUUCGCCGCGCUCCCCAGGGCCCCCAGGCACUGAUGCCCCUGCCCUGCAAGAAGGCAGAGGGGCUGCAGUACAACAACUUCAAAUGUCCCGAGUGCCAAACACAGUUCUCUGGCAAGACUGAGCUGGUAACUCACUUCCAGCAGGUCCGAGGGGCUCCUAACUCGACGUGUACUCAGUGCUCUCCUCCCAUGAUGCUCCCUAACCCGUGUGCCGUGUCCGCCCACCAGAGGAUCCACAAACACAAAUCGCCACACGUGUGCCCCGAGUGUGGGGGAACCGCACGACAGGCCAGCUUCCAGACGCACCUGGAGGAGGCGUGUCUGCACUUCGCCAGGCGCAUCGGCUACAGGUGCUCCAGCUGCCAGGUCGUGUUCGGAGGCUUGAACUCCAUCAAGUCCCACAUUCAGACGGCUCAUUGCGAGGUCUUCCACAAGUGUCCCAGCUGUCCCAUGGCCUUCAAGUCUUCCCCCAGCGCCCAGAGUCACAUCAGCACCCAGCACCCGACGCUAACCGGAGGACAGGCCAAGAUGAUCUACAAGUGUGUGAUGUGUGACACGGUUUUCACCCAGAAGCCCUUGCUGUACAUGCACUUUGACACGCACUUAGCCAAGCAGAAAGUGCACGUGUUCAAGUGUCCUGACUGCACUAAGCUGUAUGCUCAGAAGGGCUCCAUGAUGGAGCACAUUAAGACUGCUCACAGAGGCCCCUCGGCCAAACAGGAGUCCCAACCUGACACCUCAAACCCCCCUUCAGUCCCGACCAACACGUCCGGUCCCGCCAGCUCCAAGUCCAAAUCCUCCGGAAAGCCCGACACCUCCGACGGCGAGGACUGGGGGCGGGAGCAGGAGGAGGAAGAAGAGGAGGAGGACGAUGAGGAGGACGACGAAGGGGACGAGGACUACGAGGCCCCUGGGGGUCACCCUGCUGCUGCCGCCAACCCCGCUGCUGCAAGCGUCGCGACUGAGUGGACUUGUCCUCAGUGUCAGAACACCUUCACGGAUAACGAAGACUAUCAAAGCCACGUGAAAAUGGAGCACAGCAAGUUCCCGUGCCGUAUCUGCGGAGGAACAUUCAGCACCUCCUCGAGCUUGAGACGUCAUGAACGUGUGAUUCACGAGGGCAACAAGAGAGUCUUCCACUGCCAAUUUUGCACAGAAGGCAAGCGUACGUUCGGCAGCCGGUUCCUGCUGGACAAACAUAUCCGGCUCCAUCACAGAAACCCAGAAGGACAAGGACCGCCCCUGACCAGGAAGCGAGCCGCUACAGGAGAAGGACCGGGCAGCUCCUCGGAACAGGAUGGAGAGGUGGGUCCUCCUGUAGGUAGAGGAGCAGAGGAGGAGGAAAACACCACAGAAGAAGGCAGCGGUCCCGCAAAGAGAACCAGGGCGUCCAUUGCAUCCACGUCAUCGACACCCGGUGAGCUAGAAGAGGAAGACAAUAUAUUUCGGUGCGUCCCCUGCGGCUUCUCCACAGAGGACGAGGCGGAGUUUCAGCGCCACAUCCCGCAGCACCGGGGUGACAUCGCUUCCUUCCAGUGCCUGCAGUGUGGCGUCUGCUUUGCCUCGGCUGGCUCUCUCAGCAGGCAUCGCUUCAUCACUCACCGAGUGCGGGACACGCAGGGUGACGGUGAGCGCGGCGCCCCACGCGCUCCCGGCUCUCCUGGCGCCUCCCCUAGCGCCUCCCCCCAGUCUCAGACCGAGGACGGAGAUGGAAACCUGAGCUGCAGGGUGUGCGGCCGGCACUUCGACAAGGCCUCUGACCUCAACACGCACUUCAGGACCCACGGUAUGGCCUUCCUCACCGCACAUAAAACAGACAAGCCCCAGUAGGGGAGGGGCGCAGGACGGGCCACCUGGGACUGAUGAGUAGAACAUGAAUGUUGAAGAACCACAGGUUUUUUUUCUUAACUCAAAAUGGCGCCUCUGUGGUGCGAUUGUAACUGCAUGUUUGCUCAGAAACAAGAAGCAUUUAUAUAUAUCAUCCACUCCUGCACUAUAGCCACACACACACACCUCCCACUGCACUCCAGCCAGCUGUCACUCCCUACUUCAUGUCGCAUUCGUGCUGCCCCGCCGCUUCUAGAGAGCGACAAUCUGCUCAAUCGGAGAGAGCUGAAGCUUUUUGGGAGAAACUGACACUGAUUUUUAUGUUGCAAUAUUUAUUUAUAUAAAAACACGUCACUGCUGUUGGUAUUUUUGUCUUGAUGCCGAAACGAGAAGGUCACAGGAAGUCUGUAGUAUGUGUCGUGUGAAUAAAUUGUGAUGUUAAUCUUUAAGCUAGGCGGAGAAUCGGGCUGUUGGUAGAACAAGUGGAUGACCUUUGACAUGUAAAUACAUAUAAUUACACUAAGAAAGCGUACUGGUUUUAGUAACUUGCUAUGACAAUGUGAAUAUGUGUAGUAUUUGUAUUGCUCAACCCUUUUUUCCACCCUAAAAAUAACUGGUUUUAAAAAAGAAAAGCUGCCCCCCCCCCCAAAGAAUUAGCGACAUGUUAUAAUUACAAAAAAAAAAAAAAAGAACAAUGGGGGGUUGUGUCAUUAAUGUGUAUGAAAACAAAAACGUUUAUCGGAGACGGUUGUUUUUUUAACUACUCGCGUUUCUUUUGUAUGUCCCAGCCUCCAGCGCCUCACGGUGGGGGGGCGGCUUUGAUUUCUCGUUUGUAUCUUUUUUAUAUGUCAUAUCAUAUUUAUAGAGCUCAGUAGUGGAAGUUUCACGUCAUCUUCUCCAUGGUUGUGGUCUGCUUGCUGAAAUGCCAUAAACCUCUGUGCUGUUUGGAAAUAAAUGUGUAAAAGAUG